This is a messenger RNA of Linum trigynum, 1659 nucleotides long. The record is from the annotation of a GenBank genome assembly. Lineage: Eukaryota; Viridiplantae; Streptophyta; Magnoliopsida; Malpighiales; Linaceae.
UUUUAAGUCGUGGUGGGAAAUUAAAAUUUUUUUUUUUAAAUUAGUAUUUGAUUGGUGCGCGGUUGUGGCGGACUGGUGGUAGGUAGGUACCAGACAAGGCAGCUUACCUACUACCCGCUGCUCCGCCUUCCGGCCAACCUUUCCCUCCCUCGUAAACCAAUCAAAAUUCAUUCUCCUUCUGCGCCACCAGCUACUACUCCGCCGGCAAACAGUAAAAAAUGUCCCUGUCAUCUUCCACCGAGGACUCCUCAUCUCCGGCGAUCAUCACCUGUAAAGCGGCGGUGGCGUGGGGCGCCGGAGAGCCGUUGGUAAUGGAGGAAGUUGAAUUGAGUCCACCGCAUCCCCACGAGAUUCGGAUCAAAGUCUUCUCUUCUUCUCUCUGCCGCUCCGACAUUUCCGCUUGGGAAUCUCAGGCAAUAUUUCCAAGGAUAUUUGGCCACGAAGCAUCAGGGAUUGUUGAGAGCAUAGGAGAAGGGGUGACCGAGUUUAAAGAAGGGGAUCAUGUGCUCACUGUGUUUACAGGAGAAUGUAGGACUUGCAGGCAGUGCAGAUCAGGGAAAAGCAAUGUGUGCCAGGUGCUAGGGUUGGAAAGGAGAGGUGUGAUGCAUAGUGAUCAGAGGACUCGGUUCUCGAUCAAAGGGAAGCCCGUAUUCCAUUACUGCGCUGUUUCGAGUUUCAGUGAGUAUACGGUGGUCCACUCUGGUUGUGCCGUCAAGGUUAGCCCAAAUGCACCUCUGGAGAAGAUAUGCCUUCUUAGCUGUGGAGUUGCUGCAGGCUUAGGAGCAGCUUGGAAUGUUGCUGGUGUAUCCGAGGGAUCAACUGUGGUGAUCUUCGGACUUGGAACUGUUGGCCUCUCAGUUGCGCAAGGCGCUAGACUCAAAGGCGCAUCUCGUAUAAUUGGUGUGGAUACUAACCCUGACAAAUGCGAGAAAGCAAAGGCUUUUGGAGUUACAGAGUUCAUCAACCCAAGUGACAGUAGCGAACCCAUUCAACAGGUUAUAAAGCGAAUCACUGAUGGAGGAGCAGAUUACUCAUUUGAAUGCAUAGGCGACACUGGGAUGAUAACUACUGCUUUACAAUCAUGUUGUGAUGGAUGGGGAUUGACAGUCACUCUCGGCGUGCCAAAAGUAAAGCCUGAGAUGUCUGCUCAUUAUGGCUUGCUGCUUACGGGGAGAACACUCAAGGGAACUCUAUUCGGAGGGUGGAAGCCUAAAUCUGACCUCCCUUCUUUAGUCGACAUGUACAUGAACAAGGAAAUCGAGGUUGACGGUUUCAUUACACACGACCUCCCAUUCGAGGAUAUCAACACAGCCUUUAGUCUCAUGACAGAAGGGAAGUGCCUUCGCUGUGUUAUUCACAUGCCCAGAUAAACUACCUCUCUAGUCUCUUCUUUGUCCUCUAUUCGUUUGAUGAUUAUGCUUUCUGGUUCAACAAUCUCAAGUCUGAAACUCAUUCUCUUUCUUCUGCUAUAAAAAAAACAUACCAGUUGAUCAUCCAUCUUAUGCUUCUCCCCCGUUACGUUAUUGUCUGUUUGGAUUAAGUAAGCAUCCUUCAUUCUCUUUUGUUUUGUUUGUCCGGAUUUGAGAUAAUGCGUGAUAUGUGCGGUAAUAGGUAGCUGAUGAAGUUUAGGUGCUUGGGAGAUAAAAAGAAUAACUUCAG